Cuculus canorus (common cuckoo) is the source of this 2971-nucleotide messenger RNA. It is a transcript of the gene CNKSR1, whose product is annotated as connector enhancer of kinase suppressor of Ras 1. NCBI's taxonomy places the organism in Eukaryota, Metazoa, Chordata, Aves, Cuculiformes, Cuculidae. Gene Ontology annotation, molecular function: protein binding. The record is from RefSeq and is a predicted model, not a curated record. The coding region runs from base 91 to 2661 and encodes 856 amino acids. The transcript has 21 exons.
CGGUGAGCGGCACGCGGUUGCGCCAAUGGGGCCGUCCGUCCCUGGCGCAGGUGAGCGGCUGCUCCCGCCGCCCGUUCCGGCCUGGCCGCCAUGGAGCCCGUGGGAGCCUGGGGCCCUGCGCGGGCGGCCGCCUGGCUCCGAGGUCUGGAUGCGGCCGUGCAGGGGUACCCCUUCGAGUCCUGGGGGCUGGCAGGACCCGAGCUGCUGCGGCUGUCGGUGGGGACCCUGGAGGCGCUGGGCGUGCGGUGCCUGGGGCACCAGGAGCUGCUGCUGGAGGCCGUGGAGCAGCUCCGUGCCUUGGAUGCGGAGCUGGCGAGCACCAGCUUGCGCACGCUGACGGAGAGGCUGCGGGAGCUGGCACAGGGCAUCCAGAGCCUGGUGCUGGGGGGGCCACCAGCAGGGGUUACCCCCAGCCCACCCCCCCUCACCCUCCUGGCCCGAGUCAUUGACCUGAUCGGGGCCGCCAAGGGGCUCUUCCUCUGGCUCAACAGGUACCUUUUCUCCACCCUCAAUGACUUCUCAGCCAGCCGGGACAUCGUCCUGCUCUGCACCCAGCUGGCAGAGACCCUGCAGGCGGACAGCCCUGCGGCUGAGAGGGAUGGCCGGAUCCUGCGGAUUUGCCAGCACAUCGUGGGCAUCUGCGAGAGCAUCGUGAGCUGCAGCCCCGCGGCGCUGCUUGAUCGCAGGGCUGUGCUGCAGCGUGUGGGGCUGGCACUGCCCCCCAGCCCAUGGGGCAACCCCUCAAUGUCCCCUGACACCCCAACACUGCCCUCCAGCCCAUGGGGCAGCCUCUCGAUGGCCCUUGACACCACCACGCUACCCGCCAGACAACGAGGGAGCCCCACAAUGUCCCUCGACACAAUUACGCUGGCCCCCAAUCCACGAGGGAGCCCCCCGAUGUCCUCCAACACCUCAACAAUGGCCUCCAGCCCGCAGAGAACCCCCCCAACGUCCCCUGACACCCCGACGCUGCCUUCUGACCUGAUGUGGAGCUCCUUACCGCUUCUGACCACUCCAUUGGGCUUCGAGAUCACCUCCACCAGCUCCUGCUUGCACUUUGUGUCUGCGACCAGCUCGGAGGCUCUGGCUGCCCACGGGGGCCGCAUCCUGCCCGGAGACGAGAUCGUGCAGGUCAACGAGCAGGUCGUGGUGGGCUGGACACGCAUCAACCUGGCGAAGAAGCUGCUGGAGAAGAGAAGCAAGGUGACACUGGUGCUGAAGAACAUUCCCCUCGACCCGUCAAGCUCGCCUCCCUCUCCCACGCAACAGGGGACCUUGAUGGGAUGUGGGCUGGCCCUGACACUCCAUCAGCAGCUCACGGGAGCGUUUUCGGAUGCUACGGAUCCACCAAGCACCAGGAGCAGCGAGUGCCCAGGCAGCCCCGUGUCCCUGACCUCCAGCACUGCUGCCGACUUGGACUCAGGACCAGACUCAGCGCUGGACCUCAUCACUGACGAAGAGGACAGAGAGGACGAGCGGGACUCGAGGCUGCCCAGGGCGGCUGAAGGGCUGUCCGGCUGCGGUGCUGUGGAGGAGGCAGCGGCGUGGGAGGGUGGCACCCCGUGCUCUCCGGGCACCCCUACUGCUGCUGGACCCUGCCCCGUGGAGCUCAGCCCCCCGACAGCCCCUGUCACAGGCACUGGGGACACAGAGCCUGGCCAUCUCCCUGCGGAGGGCAGCCCACAGACAGGACGAAGACAAAAAGGAGUGGCGACCAGGCUGAGCCGCCGGCGGGUCUCGUGCCGGGACCUGGGCCGGGUGGAUUGCGAUGGAUGGCUCCUGAAGAAGAAAGACCAUGUGGGCUUCAUGGCCCAGAAGUGGAAGCGGUGCUGGUUUGUGCUGAAGGGCCACACGCUCUACUGGUACCACCACCCCAAUGAUGAGAAAGCCGCAGGUCUCAUCAACGUGGCCACCUACGACCUGGAAAGCACCAGGGAACAGAAGAAGAAAUACGUGUUCCAGCUCUCCCAUCAGAGGUACAAGCCCUUCAUCUUUGCUGCAGAAACGCUGGCUGAUUUGAGCAUGUGGGUCAGUCACCUGAUAACAGCCAAAACAAAGUACACACUGGCCCAUCAGUCGGUCCCGGACAAGGAGGAAGACUGCUACAGCGAGACAGAAGCUGAGGACCCUGAUGAGGAAUCUCCCAGACAAGGAUGCGACUUGCCCAAGAAGAGGCCGCCAAACGCCCUGGAGAAAGCUCAGCUUUUCUCGGCUGGUGGUGAACCCAGCAGUGCAGCUGGCAGCCCCCAGGGCAGCCCCCGGCCCUGCUCGCCCAUGGACCCCACCGGGGAAGAUCUCGAGUGCCUGAUGCAGUGCCUGAAGCAGGGCGGGGUGUCCCUCAUUGGGCAGCAGCGGUUCCUGACACAGGAGCAGUACCGCAAAUCCUUCAUCCGGCGCAACAAGAACCCCCAUAUCAACGAGAAGGUGCACGCGGUGCGAGCCCUGCAGAGCACGCUCAAGGCGAAGCUGGUGGAGCUGCAAGCCCUGGAGCAGCUGCUCAGCGAUGCUGCUCUCACCUCGGAGAAAUUCAGGCACUGGAAGGAAGAGCACCAGGAGCUGUACCAGGAGCUGCGGGAGUUGUGGGCACGGCAGCAGGGCCAGGAUGCUGACGGGGGGCUCGGGGCUGAGCAUGGAUCCCCUGAAGGGGCAGCCGAACCCUGACACCAGCACCUCUCUGGCAUGGACUGUUGCGGGUAAAAACCACGGAGCUGCAGGAGCAAAGCGGGCGCCCUUUCCAUGCUGAGGGGGUUGUGCCAGGGGAUUGAUGACAGUUCUGAAGACUCAGCUCCCAGCAUGGACUUGCCACAGGAGAUGUGGAUUCCGCAAAUCCCCUCUUCCUGGGGCAGGACAUUACAGUGAGCCUUGCUUUUGUCAGGAAUGUUUUACCUUGGCUGCAGGGCCCUUUUCCUGGAAGAAUGUGCCCCUGCUGUGCACACCAGCCAGGGUCUCCUCUGCUGUAAAUAAAACUGCA